AUGUCCAAGCUCAACUCUGCCCCGAGCUUUGCGGAUGGGUUUAAUUGGCAGUCCAAUCUCUGGCGCAUUAAAACCUCCCCAAAGCUCAAGUUCUUUCUCUGGAAAGCAGCGGUUGGAGCUCUCUCGGUUGGUUCAACCCUCAUAGCUCGAGGAUUAGACACCGAUGGUCGCUGCAUCAGAUGUGGGGCUCCGGAGGAUGUACUGCAUGUCCUCUUGAACUGUCCCUUUGCACAAAAGGUUUGGAAUCUAGCACGGGCUCACAAUAAGCCAAAUCCAGCAACCUGUGGAAAUCAAAAGCUCUUCCUCUCGGCUAUGAAACAGAUGGUUACUCUACCACCUACUGGUGUGGUCCUGACACCUCUUUAUCCGUGGAUUGUGUGGUUCCUAUGGAAAGCACGAAACCUUCUUCUCUUCGAAAACAAGACCAUCUCGCCGGAAGACUCUCUCCACAAGGCCAUUGUGGAAGCUAAAGCUUGGCAAGGAGCUCACGAGCCUCCCCCAGACCAAGAUCUGCCGACUGGAAACCUUGAUCUUUGGACUUUGCCUAUUUCAGGUAGUCUCAUCGCUUGUUUCUCAGACGCAUCCUGGUCUGCGGAUAGUUGUCGAUGUGGUGUUGGUUGGAUCUUUAAAUCUGCAGAUAAUGCAGUCAUGUUUCAAGAUUCAGAGGCGCACGGUUUUAUCCCUUCAGCCCUGGCGGCCGAAGCACUCGCUGUCAAGCUUGCUCUCAUCUCUGCGAGAGCUGCUGACUUUUUAAGUUUGGUCUGUUUCUCGGACUGUCAGGAGUUAGUUCUCCUCCUCAGCUCUGAUGGCAAUCAAAAUUCAAUGUCUCCUCUUAGACAUUAG
Messenger RNA from Microthlaspi erraticum, 843 nucleotides. NCBI's taxonomy places the organism in Eukaryota, Viridiplantae, Streptophyta, Magnoliopsida, Brassicales, Brassicaceae. The record is from the annotation of a GenBank genome assembly.